AAUGAGAAAUCAGACUGAAACCGAACGGAAACAAAACUUCAUUUUAAAAUGGUUUGAUUUCCGAUUCCCUUACAAACAGAAAUCGAUUAACUCUGACAGAAACCUGAUCGAACGGACGGAUUGAGACCCUAGGCCUCGACACUCGGCAUUCCUCAUCAACGACAAACUCGAAGAGGAAAUCCUGGGUAUAGCUAUCCUGGAGUCCAAUUUUCUCGAGAAGUACUCUCAGAGCAUCUUGCAUCAAACGAGUUGCAGUUAUAAUUCAGGUUAGCGGCAACCUCCAUACCAACUGAAGAUGGAACCCAAUAGCAUUUGCCUAGAUUAAAUAAAUAGCAAUAUCACACACACAAUCAACAUAUUUAUUGUAAUUAUGUUUUUUGGAUGUCCUUAAACUCGAGUAUAAUUCUUUUUGAGAAUGUGAUAUCCUGUGAUUGAUCAUUACAAUCUUGUGAUUAUCCACAUUCUCUUUGAAUAUUGGAAGGAAUGGCUAGUGGUACAAACCACCUUCAAGAGUCGACAAAAUGGACAAAACAUGAAGUAGAUACUUUUGUUAUGUUAAUGGUAGAUGCAAUUCCACUGAUUUUUGUUCUUCAGGAAUAGUUUGGGAUCAGGAUUGUGUUUGUCAAAUACGAAUUGAUUUUUUGCUCCCGUGGAUCAAAUUGGUCCUAAUAUUGACAUGGGAGCAAGAGAUCAGGAAAAAAAAGAAGAAAAAGAGAUGCUAUGGCAGUUCCAGAACAACAUUAAGGGAUCAAAUUAACCCCGAGCCAUGAUACUUUCCUUAUCAUGCCCUACUCCAUUUCGUGACUCAGCAUAGUUUCGUGCCCUCCUCAAUCUCUCAAUGGAAGUGGAGACACACAUAGAUCUCUCUCUCUCUCUCUCUCUCUCUCUCUCUCUGUAAUUUGUCUAAUAGUAGUGGGGGGGGUUUGCUCCGAUCGAUGUCUAACGACUGCUAGUGGAGCCUCCACUCUCUUGUAGCCCUCUCUCCUUUGUUAUCUCGUACUCUCCAUCUCCCACUUUCGUAAUCUCAGUCCGGUCUCCUUUUCGGUCUCUCUCUGACCUUGAUCUUCUUCUGCUUUCCCUCUCUCUGACCUUAGGCUUCUUCCUCUUCCUCUUCCCACCUUGAUCUUCUCCCUAUCUCUCUCCGUCUCUAUCUUUGUGUAUCCUGAUUGUUGUCUCUAAGCUUCGGAUUUACAACCUCAAACCCUAGAGCAACACACACACAAUUUGAUGUAUUUUUCUUUCAUCAAUCACUAACCAUUUAUUCCCAAAAUGACCUCAAGUCCUAUUCAUCGUGAACGAGAAUUCCAUUUAUUAUUUUUCUUGGAUAUUCCAACUUUUUUUCCCUUUUUGACCUUGGGAUUUUAUCUAUUCCCAUUUCGGCCCAUAAAGUCGCACACUAAACUCGAUUAACAACAACAACAGAGCCUUAUCCCAAUUAAAUUGGGUCAGCUACAUGAAUCCUCGCUCUCCAAUUUUCUCUAUUCGUAGUCAUACAAGAAACGAAUCCUAAGCUAUGUAUGUCUUUUCUCAUCACUUCUCCAAUGGUUAUUUUAAGCUUGCCCCUGGCUCUUUUAGUACCUUCCAUCUGAAUCAAAUCACUCCUUCGUACUGGAGCAUCCCAAGGUCUUCGUUCAAUGCGGUUAUGCCACUUUAAACGACAUUCUCGAAGCUUAUCAUGUAUCAGUGCUAUUCUUAACUCGGCUCUAAUAUGCUCAUUCCUUACUUUAUCCCUCAUAAGUUUUUCACUCAUCCAUCUCAACAUCCUCAUCUCCACUACACUUAGUUUAUCUAUAUGGUAUUUCUUAACUGUCCAACAUUCCACACCAUACAUUAUAACUGGUCGAGUAACAGUCUUAUAAAAUUUUUCUUUAACUUCAAUGGAAUAAGCCGAUCAUAUUGCAUUCCGGACACACCUUUAUAUCACCUUUUUUUUUUUUUUUUUUUUAUUAUGAUUAUGAUUGAGCCUAGAUACCUAAAAUAAUGACUUGUGGGAUCACCCUCUCAUUGAUCUACACCACCUCAUUAACCAUCCCAAUGUAACUAAAGUUACACACCAUAUAGGCCGUAUUUGUUUUACUUAUCUCAAGACCUUUUGAUUCCAAGUUUGAUCUCCAUAACUUCAACUUGGCGUUAAUCCCUGCUUUUGUCUAAACCCGAUCAUCUUUACAAAGUCCAAUGGAGUCUCAGUGGCAGUAAUAGGGUACAGGCUAAUUGAUCGAGCUGGCUCUCUCUCUCUCUCUCUCUCUCUCUCUCUCUCUCUCUCUCUCUCUCUCUCUCUCUCAAAGCUAUAAAUAAAUAGAGAGAAGGAUUUGUUGUCGUUGUAUAAAUAAAUAGAGAGAGAAAGCAAGAGAGAAAGGACACAAUUCUUUUUCCCUUUCCUUUAAGAAGUGGUGUUGUGUAUGUUUUGGGCUGAGUCUCAUACGGUCGAUGGAGUGGUGGGGUCAUGGAGUUUGCAGUUAACCUUUCCUUCAGACAAGUGGAUACAUCAAAUUCUAAUGUAAAAGAGAAAAAAUCUAGCUCAGAAAAUGGUUGUUAGGCUUCGUUUGUCGAGGUUUGGAUGCAAAAACAAGCCAUUUUAUCGAGUCAUGGCUGCUGACAGCAGAUCUCUAAGAGAUGGGAAGCAUUUGGAAGUCUUGGGUUACUGCAAUCCUUUGCCAGGUCAGGAUGGGGGCAAACGCAUGGGCCUGAAUUUUGACAGAAUUAAAUACUGGUUAUCCGUUGGUGCCCAGCCUUCUGAACCUGUUCAGAACCUUCUUUUCAGAGCAGGGGUUCUUCCUCCACCACCAAUGCUUGCAAUGGGCCACAAGGGUGGACCACGAGACACCCGUCCUAUUGAUCCUCUAAGUGGCCAUUUCAUUACCCCCAAGAGCCCUUCCACUGCUGUUGAAUCUGGAGGUAGUGAAGGUGUAGAAAUAGAUGUGGAAGAAGCCACAUCAAACUCAUGAAUGCUCCAGCUCAUGUUUGUUUGUGUUUUGGGCUUUAGCAGCCUUGGUUCCUGCUCAGAUUAUAGACAGGAUAAUCUGAUUUCGUCUUUAUUGGAACUGUAGGAAGCUAAAGGAAAUCUUAGGUCUUUGAAAGAUGGAAAUUUUCAUGAGGUCAUGUAAUGCUCUUGCCGCUUUGCAGUUUUGCUAGAGAAUUUGAUACUUUGCUCCUUAUGUAAGGAGAUUGUGGUGAUUUACAUUUGGUGUAUCUGAUCGUAAAAAUCUCCUUUUCGUGUGAAAGGACCUAGGUCUCUUGUACAGGUAUCUUCAUCUCAGUUCAAUUGAGGGUUCUCCGAUGUGGGAUAUGGGCAAUGAAAGAUCUCUAUGAUGUCAGCAUUGUUGACGAUUGCAAUCUGCCCCAUGUAGCCAUACCUUCUGUGGGGCAUGUGGUGGUUGUGUUACAGAUCUCAAAUUGGGUCUUAUGAUGAUGCUUCUGCCGUUGUUAAAAGUUUAAUAUCGAAGUUGAUAGAUUGAACUUCUGGUAGGGAUUAAUUUGACACUUUCACAAUUCAGAAAGCUGUAUGGCCAUAUGUAAUGAAUUAAUCAGUGAAAUCUCAAACCAGUUUUUGGAA
Macadamia integrifolia is the source of this 3553-nucleotide messenger RNA. RefSeq names its product 30S ribosomal protein S16-2, chloroplastic/mitochondrial-like. Gene Ontology annotation, molecular function: structural constituent of ribosome. The record is from RefSeq and is a predicted model, not a curated record. The transcript is spliced from 6 exons. Gene Ontology annotation, cellular component: ribosome; small ribosomal subunit. Bases 2526 to 2945 code for a protein of 139 amino acids. Lineage: Eukaryota; Viridiplantae; Streptophyta; Magnoliopsida; Proteales; Proteaceae. Gene Ontology annotation, biological process: mitochondrial translation.